Molecule: messenger RNA, 2149 nt
Organism: Triplophysa dalaica
Lineage: Eukaryota; Metazoa; Chordata; Actinopteri; Cypriniformes; Nemacheilidae
Gene: ppp4r2a
Product: protein phosphatase 4, regulatory subunit 2a
Exons: 9
Coding region: 130-1359 (409 amino acids)
Biological process (GO): protein dephosphorylation
Cellular component (GO): protein phosphatase 4 complex; cytoplasm; nucleus
Molecular function (GO): protein phosphatase regulator activity
Source: RefSeq, a predicted model, not a curated record
GUCGGGCAGGUAGUGACGUCACCGGCGCCAUAUUAAAGAUUUGCUGCUGUUUUCUCCGUGUCGCUGUUGCCAUCUUUCUGUUGCCAGCUGGACUCAGUGAGACCAGAGAGUAGCAAGCAUACCUCCACCAUGGAAAUCGACACACUUCUGGGAGCCUUUAGAGAUUUUGAGAAGAAUGGAGAAAAGGAAACCUGUCCGAUUUUGGAUCAGUUUUUGUGUCAUGUUGCAAGAACAGGAGAAACUAUGAUUCAGUGGUCCCAGUUUAAAGGCUACUUUCUCUUCAAACUUGAGAAAGUGAUGGAUGAUUUUAAAGCUUCAUGUCCAGAGCAACGAGGACCUACCAAUCCAAACGUUGAGUACAUUCCUUUUGAGGAGAUGAAGCAGAGGAUUCUCAAAAUUGUCGAUGGAUACAACGGGAUCCCUUUUACUAUUCAGCGUCUUUGUGAGCUUCUAACUGAGCCAAAAAGAAACUACACAGGAACAGACAAGUUUCUCAGGGGCGUGGAGAAGAAUGUGAUGGUGGUCAGUUGCGUGUAUCCUACCUCAGAGAAAAAAAGUUGUGUAAACAGAAUGAAUGGGGUCAUGUUCCCUGGCAACACUUCCGCUUUUACUGAUAGAAAUGUGAAUGGUCCAGGUACUCCCAGACCACUAAACAGACCAAAACUCUCCCUGUCCAGCAGCGUAGCUACCAACGGCCUUCCCGACAGCACAGAAAGCAAAGAACAAUCUCCUGACCAAUCAGAGAGAACAUCCAAUGAGUCCUCAGCAUCGGAAGCAGAAGUUUCACAGGGUGGUUCAGUAAAAAGUAAACACCGUGAGGAUGAGGAUGAUACAAACGCUGAAACACACGAAGCAAAGAGGCUCAAGUUUGACGAUGAAAACUACGAAGAUGAAAUGGAGAAGAAGCAGGAGGGAAAGGAGUCGCCAUGUUCGACAGCAACAGAGAGCUCGCCGGAUAUGCCGCAGUCCUCAUCAGACGUCACUGCAGAAGUUAAGGAUAACAAACGGGAUGAAUUCAACGCUGAAGAUCAAGAACCCUCUAGCACACAGUCUCCUGAAAACGGGUUUGAUAGAUCCUCUUCAGAAGGUUCACCCAGCCCUUCACACAACGAGGAAUCUGACCCACCAGAACAGGAGCAGCCGAAGAGGGAAGAGAGCGCUGAGGCGCAGCAAACAGGGGAGAGAAACGACCCCGUAAGCAGUAGCAGCAAUAAUAGCAGUGAAGAGGGACCGUCCAGUCCAGAGUCUGGGUCUGCUUGUCCCAGCAGUUCCACAGAGCUGACAGCAGAGGGCAGUAGCACUGCAGACAUCAACUCGGACAGCUCAGACACUGCAGAAGACACCAUGGAACAAGAAUGAAGCGCGUCGAUUUUUACACUGUACUGUACAAAUCCCUAAAACACUUAUCCUAAAAAGUGAGCUGAUCUUUUACAAAAACUGGGCAGGAGUGUUCUAGAGGUGUCUUGAAAGGCCUUGCGAGGGAUCUUCUUACGACCCAUCCUCUUUUUAUAAGAGGGUUUUCCAAAAAACACCUUGAAAAAACUGAAAGCUGAUUCUUUUUGAUGGUUUACAGGAGCGUUUAUCAUUGGAUAACAUUCUCUAAUGCUGUACUCAUCAUGGGCAUCAUCAUCUCCACACCAACACGUUCUAAAGCUGUCAGAAAAUCACACGACUGUCUUUCCCACGAUUCUGUGAAAUAGUGACGAAUCUUUGGUCAGAGUAUGUGUCCUAAGUGCGUAUGCUUUAGUUUAUCGAGGUUGGUGUCCGUAAGAAGGUCCCGGGAUUCACUUUGACUGGCAAACCAAUGUCUAAACAUUCCAGGAGAAACACCCCUAGCUCAGACUGCCUUUCGCAUUCAUCCGGUUGCUAUUGGCACGGAGUGCACCAUAGCAGCAUAAGACAUCGAUUUUUCGUUCUUUUUUUGCGAGUAGUUUGUUCUAACGUUUAUUUUUAGUACCUAUGAUUUUAACUGCCUUCCCAGCAUUUCACUGAAAUUUAUUUAAUCCACUGGUGCUGGUAAAUAGAUACUAAAAUUGACUUAUGUCAUUUUCCAUGCAUUAGAUACUCAAGUGCUGUUGGUUGCAACGUUAUGGUAAUGUAAUAUUGUGAGCCUGUCUUUUCAAACAAGACCUAAUGUGCUUAACCACUA